AUGCACCUCUCGCUCGUCACCCUCGUCCUCGCACUCGCCUCGGCCGCCGCACCAGCCCUCGCAGCUCCCGAGGCCGCACUCGAAGCACCUGCGCUCGCCCGGCGCGACCAGGGCUUCCAGAAGCGCGUGCGCCGGAGCGUGCCCCUCACCGACAGUCCCUCCCUGGAGGAGCGGGCUCUCGAUGAACGCGACCUCGGCGAGCGGGCCUCGAUCCCGAACAGCAAGCGCACAAGCUCCAACACGUACUCCGCACUCGUCGCCCUGGGCGCGAGCUACACCGACAACGCUCACUGGCGCGAGCCGCAGUACGCCGGCUCGCUGCGCGAGUACUGGCCCUACGAGCAGUGGGGAGGUCGUUACGCCAACGGCAAGGUCGCCGUCGAGUACCUGGCCGAGGCCGGCCUCAAGCAGUCGUCGUCGGGCGUCAAGCUCCUCGGCUACGCGUACGGCGGCUCGGUCAUCCAGAACCAGCUGAGCGGCACGGGCUCGUCGUGGCCCGCCGCCAAGGACCAAGCGGCGUCGUUCCUGUCGGACCUCGCCGGCGGCAAGGUGUCGACCGGCUCGAGCCGCACGCUCGUGUACGCCAACAGCGGCAUCAAUCCGGUCAUGCAGAUCUGGAACAACGCCGUCGCUCAAGGGCUCAGCUCGAACGCCGUCGCCAAGGCCAAGUCGGCCAUCACGGCCAAUACGCAGGCGUACGCCGCCGCGCUGCGCUCGAUCAGCUCGAGCAGCGCCGUCAAGACCAAGACCAAGGGCGUCGACUGGCUCGUCGUCGGCAUUCCGCCGCUCGAGAUCGUGCCGACGACGGCGUACCAGGUCCCGUCCGGCUACUCGUCUGCGAGGCGAGCGCAGGCGCUCGCCCUCAUGAAGACGCUCUCGACCCAGUUCAACGACGAGUUGAGGACGUUUGCGUCGGCCUUGUCGUCCGAGAACAAGAACGGCAAGGCGUUCUUCUACGACCUCUCCUCGCUCUGGUACUCGAUGAACUCGAACCCGAAGAGUUACGGCAUCUCGGCCGGCACCUCGGCGACCUGCUACAACAGCUCCUCCGGCAAGGUCUGCUCGGACCCGGCGUCUCACCUCUACUUCGACACGCUGCACCCGGUCACGAGCGUCCACAAGCUCAUGGCCGAGAAGAUGGCUCACCUCGUGUCGCGAGGUUAGACGCACUGCCGCCUGGUCUCGCCGACAGGGUGGUUGGCUAGCUACUCUCGUCGUUUCUCUGGGUAGAUUCGCCUCGUCCUUCCUCCUUAUUCUCUGCAUCGUCCCUUCACGUUUCUAAAUCAUUACGCCUCGUCUCUACUGCAAUCGCACGCGCCCCUCA
This is a messenger RNA of Rhodotorula graminis WP1, 1324 nucleotides long. RefSeq lists its product as uncharacterized. The transcript is spliced from 6 exons. NCBI's taxonomy places the organism in Eukaryota, Fungi, Basidiomycota, Microbotryomycetes, Sporidiobolales, Sporidiobolaceae. Gene Ontology annotation, molecular function: hydrolase activity, acting on ester bonds. The record is from RefSeq and is a predicted model, not a curated record. Bases 1 to 1164 code for a protein of 387 amino acids.